CCCACUCCACCCACCGCCAACCUCACUCACCACGCACCACCCACCCAUAUAUACAUAUACACAUAGACAGGGGAGCGGACAAUGAGCACGGGUAUGCCCACGGCAAGGCGGCCGUCUCGGCGAGACCGACCCAUUCUGGCCAUUGCCGUCCUUCAGCAGCGGAGCCGAGACCAGGAGAUGCUCCUGGCAGAGCACAGAAUGAGCCGCUCGCUCCACCAGUCACAGGCAUAUCUCGAUGCUACUGUGCCCAAUGCCACCACCACCACUGCCACUGCCACUGCCACUGCCACUGCCACUGCCACCGCCCAUCAUGAUCCUGUCGCUGUCCGUGAUCCCGAUGCUCAUCGUGACGACAUGUCGCUGCCUGCGCCAGUUGAUGCUGCGGACGAUGGUGAUGGCGCGGCAGUCGCUGGUUCCCUUGGUGACAGCGAGUCUGCUGGCGGUACGCCGAGCAAGUCUGGAGCGCCGGCGCGGAUGGCGCCGCCGCCGAAACCAUCACGAGCUGCAAAGCCACCAAAGCCGGCCAGACUUCCCGCCGCGCCUACUGGUGCCGCAGCUGCCCCUGAUGCUUCCAUCGGUGGGCCCAUUGUCCGCUCGUCAUCGCUGAGCAAGAAGAGCGGCGACACGUUGCUUGUCCACGGAACCGGCCCAGCCGCCGCACGUCCGGUCGGCCGCAUCACUCGUCGUUCUCGGACAGUCGGGCCGACGUCAAGCUCGCCAGCAGCAGAGGCGCCGGCAAAGCGAACUCCGCCGCGAAAACCGAGCAAGUCGGCCAAGCCACCGUUGCCGCGUCCGGUGCUGCCUGAGGGCGAGAAUGAUGAUGAUGAUGACGACGACGAAGAUGACGACGACGAUGACGGAGAUUCAAGCGCAGCUGGUAACGACGCCACUUCGGAGGCUAGAGACAAGGCGAUGAGGGAGAGUGUGUGCAUGUCCAUGAUGGCCAAUCCGUACUUUGUAGUGCCCGGCCUCGAGGAUGAGAUGGAGGAGGUACCGGCCGCUGCGCCCCCAUCGGCCAAAGACUUGGCACCGCGCGGCGGAGGCAUCACUGCCCUCCCCGAAGCAAGCUGGCUGCAGGGCGAGCUCAGGGCUGCCCUUGACGAAGAGUACGUUUCGCCGGCAGAGAUGCGUCGCCGGCGAACGUAUGCACAGGACGCGUUUGCGGUCCUCUCGCCGAAGGGGAUGAACGCCAAGGAGAUGCGCAAGCGCGAGCAGACCCGCCGCAAGGUGGCCAAGAACCCGACCCGGUACUUUGCCAAGUUCCUCUCGGCCGUCGAAAAGGGCGCACAGGCCCGAGCCGUCAUGCUCCUCGCCUGCGGCGUGGUCACCACUCAGCAGCUUCCCAGCGGCUGGACCGCACUCCACACCGCCGCUGCUUGCAACCGCGCCGCCAUUCUCAAGAUCAUGCUCAACAUCGGCAACACCAUCCUAUACAUCGACGCCGCUACCACCGACGGCAUGACACCACUUCACAUUGCCGCCCGUGACAACGCGCCUGCCGCCGUCCGCACACUUCUCGACCACGGCGCAUCCAUCCUGCCGGACGCGCAGGGUCGGCUCCCACACGACAUUGCCAUCGAGCAUCGCUGCGGCGGCGCGCUCGAGGUUCUGCACAACGCCACGUGUGUCUUUGGCCGCGAGUUGACCUCAUCGGUCGCCCGCGACCACUCGCACGUCCCCAGCAUCCUCCGCGUCUUUCGUAAGUCUGCCCGGAAGGCCUCGCUCGACAUCCUGCGUGCCCUGUACGACCGUGGUUACGGCGAGGUCGACCUCACCAAGCUCCUCUCAGAGCUCGGCGACGUGACCCACACGUGCGCCCAUGCCAUGAAGCUCUUCUUUGUCGAGCUCCCCACCCCGCUCGUCCCGCCGGCCUUCUUUGAGGCUGCCGGCCAGCUUGGCCAGCAGGUCAUCUCGUUUGGCCUCGACUCGGAGCCAGCCUCGUGGCCGGCGCAGGAUCUAGACUCCCGCGCCACAGACUGCCGCGCCAUCCUCGCCGCUGUCUCGGGUGUCAUCCUUGCCGAGCUCCCUGUCGAGCACCGCAAAGUCCUCCGCGCCCUCCUGCUCUUCCUCCGCUUCGCCUCGCUCCCAGUCCACUCUUCUUUGUCCAAGAUGGGGGCCUCCAACCUCGCCCUCGUCAUGGCGCCCAACAUUCUUCGCUCGCCCGGCAUUGACGCCCUCACAGAGCUGCAAAUGUCCAAGCCACUCAACGCGCUCAUGACGUUUAUGAUCAUCCACGUCCAGCACCUCGCCUUUGAGCGGCAGUAA
Messenger RNA from Thecamonas trahens ATCC 50062, 2265 nucleotides. RefSeq lists its product as uncharacterized. Gene Ontology annotation, cellular component: cytoplasm. Gene Ontology annotation, biological process: small GTPase-mediated signal transduction. The transcript is spliced from 2 exons. Gene Ontology annotation, molecular function: GTPase activator activity; protein binding. Lineage: Eukaryota; Apusomonadida; Apusomonadidae. The record is from RefSeq and is a predicted model, not a curated record. Bases 82 to 2265 code for a protein of 727 amino acids.